Molecule: messenger RNA, 701 nt
Organism: Oryza brachyantha (malo sina)
Lineage: Eukaryota; Viridiplantae; Streptophyta; Magnoliopsida; Poales; Poaceae
Product: glucosamine 6-phosphate N-acetyltransferase 1
Exons: 1
Coding region: 23-511 (162 amino acids)
Biological process (GO): UDP-N-acetylglucosamine biosynthetic process
Cellular component (GO): endoplasmic reticulum-Golgi intermediate compartment; Golgi apparatus; endoplasmic reticulum
Molecular function (GO): monosaccharide binding; glucosamine 6-phosphate N-acetyltransferase activity
Source: RefSeq, a predicted model, not a curated record
CACGAGUGACACGACAAAGCCCAUGGAACAAACGCUCCCUUCCGCCGCGGCGGCGGCCGGCGGCGACGGCGAGGCCUACCUCAUCCGGCCGCUGGAGCUCGCCGACAUCUCGAAGGGGUUUCUGGACCUCCUCAACCAGCUCUCCCCCUCUCCACCGCUCGCGGAGGAGGCCUUCCGCGCCCGAUUCGAGGAGCUCGCGGCCCUGGGCGCCGACCACCUCGUCCUCGUCGCGGAGGACGCCGCCACGGGCCGACUCGCCGCCGCGGGGGCCUUGCUCGUGGAGCGCAAGUUCAUCCGGCGGUGCGGCCGCGUGGGGCACGUCGAGGACGUUGUGGUGGACGCCGCGGCGCGCGGCCGUGGGCUCGGGGAGCGCGUCGUGCGCUGCCUCGUGGAGCACGCGAGGGGGAGGGGCUGCUACAAGGUCAUACUCAACUGCACGACGGAGCUGACGGGGUUCUACGCCAAGUGCGGGUUCGUGGAGAAGAACGUCCAGAUGGGGCUCUACUUCUGAUCUAGGUUCCGCCUCCUUGGAUCUCUGCCUACUAUUGUUGUAGGAGUACUAGUUAAUAAUAAGGAAGUUUAUGUCAGUCCUUGCUCCAUGUAUGGAUGGAUUACUGAUCAACGUGUCUUUCAUUUGCAUUUGCAUUGCCAAAAUGUGUGCAUUCAUUAAAUUGAAUGGAUUGUUAUAUCCAAUUAUGUGC